Messenger RNA from Oikopleura dioica, 1236 nucleotides. Lineage: Eukaryota; Metazoa; Chordata; Appendicularia; Copelata; Oikopleuridae. The record is from the annotation of a GenBank genome assembly.
AUGUCUUUUUCGGAAGAGGAAAAUGAAGAAGAAUCAACAGAUGAAAAACUAAGCAUAAACCCGAAUUAUCGAUGGCUUGCUCUUUUCACUGUCAUGGCAACUUCAGGUGGCAAUGCAAUGGGCUGGCUAGCAUUUGCUCCGAUUCCUGGGCCGACCACAGAGUACUUCGGAAUAACCACCAAUCAAGUUGAUUUGUUCUCAGUUCUCUUCAUGCUGGUGGGAAUACCUGUUGGCUUUGUCGCUAUCUAUUGUGUGGAUAUAAUUGGUCUGAGAAAGUCGAUUUGGAUAGCAGCGGCGUUCAAUCUUGCUGGCUCAGUCGUCCGGUUAUCGACGCUUUUUCAUGAAGAACUCGAUCAAAAUGGCGAUUUUAUAGCAGCACCCAAUUGGUGCUACCCAGUUGCCCUUGUCGGGACUGCAAUUAUGGCUGUCAGUCAAGCUUUCAUCCUCGUUAUUCCGACAAAAAUGGCAUCUCAGUGGUUUCAAGCUGAUCAGAGACUACUUGCCAACUCACUUUCUUCCCUUUCGAAUCCACUGGGGAUGAUGAUUGCUGCAGUAACAGCCCCGAUAAUUGAAUACGGCCGCGAAUACAUUUGGAUUCUCGUCUGCGGAGCAAUCGGAAUCGGACAUUUCUCAACAAAACUUACCCUUCUUGUCCAAUUUCUCUGCCCUGGGGGAUACGACAAUACUUUCAGCUCUUCAAUUUGUGCCUCAGCUAUAAUUGUUACUGGAAUCGUUUUCAGUGCGAUUUUGUCGAUUUUCAUUGAUGGAAAAGAAUAUCAUUCUCCGGCCGCAAAAAUUUUGCUUCUUGUCGCUCUUGGUGCUUCGAUUGGUUUCGCUUUCAUCAUGCAUACGCCAGAAAUUGAGCCAUGGAUUGGCGUCGUUUGUGGACUUUAUGGCCUAGGAGGGCUGAGUUUCUUCCCGCUUUGUUGCGAAAUGGCGGCGGAGUCGACUUUUCCCGUCGGAGAAGCAACCUCAACCGGAUUUAUGAUGAUGCUCGGGCAACUUCUAGCGGCGGUUAUGAUGUUCGGGAGUGCGGCGGUUCCGCAAGGUUUCGAGCCUGACUCAUCUGUUUGCAAUCCAAAGGAAGAGGGGCAAGAUUUAUCGGAGUUCUCAUUUUACCUCGAUAUUGUGAUCUUGGGACUCUGGUUUUUGUUUCUCUUUUUGUACAAAUGCUCAUACAGAAGAAAACAUCAUUAUGAAGAGCUUGAAGAUACUUCAGUAACAACUUCCUUGUAA